AUGGCCCGAUACGCCCAAUACGAUUAUUAUCAGCCAUCACCGACGACACUAGACAUGCCUCCCCCCGAAGAUGAUGAGAUGAGUGUUCUCGACGAUAAGAUCUUGGACUCAACUUCCCCCCAUCUCUCAGAUCCCCGCCGGCCAUCCUACGAUGCAGAUGCAGCCGCGUUCUCACAUCGCAACUCCGUCUGGUCCAACUACUCACAUGCAAGUUCCGACCCGUCACAAUCCCACCCACGGUCAUCCAGUCUGCCCCAGGCGAUGCUCGAUUCAACGGGUGCCACAUUCAUGCCGGUUGACGGUCCGCAGCCCUAUAUGCCGCCGCAGGCCUCAUGGGCGCUGUCUCGCGACGGCUCCGGGUCCUGCACACCCACAGCCUACGAUCAGUACGCGGCUGAGUCUGAGCAGCCAGUGACUUCAGGUCCGGCGUUCUCGGUCGGCGCGGUGGGACCCGUGGGUGGAAUUCCCAUGGGCGCAGUCUCCUUUCGAGGCGAUGCCGGCGUGGUCAAUUUCGCCGCACCGCCAGGCUCCGGUGGGGUCGCCAUGUCGCCGCAAUCCAGUCAGGGCUGGAUGCCAGCUCCGAUGGAUUUGGCGGAUGCGGCCGCGAUGCAGAAGAGUAGUGCCUAUCGGACGGACUCGACGAUGGCGCUAAGACGAGAUGGAAUCCGCAAGAAGAAUGCACGGUUCGAGAUUCCAGCCGAGCGGACGUUGAGCAACAUCGACCACCUGAUCAGCCAGUCGACCAAUGAAGAGGAGGUGAAGGAGUUGAAACAGCAAAAGAGGCUCCUGAGGAAUCGUCAAGCAGCCCUGGACUCGCGUCAGCGAAAAAAGUUACAUACCGAGAAACUGGAAGAGGAGAAGAAACACUAUACCCAAGCCAUCAAUCAGCUUGAAGAAAUUGUCUCGAGCUUACAGAAGCGUGAAGCCGAGUUACUCCGCGAAAAGAAUGAGUGGAUGACCCAGCAACAGCAGAUCGCCGCCUAUCUGGAAAGGGUCGAGAUGGAGAAGAACGAGAUGAUUCGCACACAUACCGUGGAGACUACGGAUCUGCGGAAGAAAAAUAAUUGCCUGCGCGAGAUGGUUGAGAAGCUGGAGCGUGGUGGUAAAGGAACCAUGGCCGAUCAAGCCCAGCUGCAUAUGCAGUCUGGUGACUUCACCGGCUUCGACCACCUGCCCAUGGAAUCCAGCCACUGGGGUGACUUCAGCAUGUCAAAUGGGUUCUCCAUGCAGAAUACUGUUUCUGCAUCCCACGGUCAUGGCCAUGGGCAGACCGAGACCCAGGUUGGUUCCCAAGCACAGUCUCACCCCCAGACCCAGGCCGAGCGCCCGACCGACAAGCCCACUUCGACAGACUACCCCUUCAGUUGGAAUGCCUUUUACAUGUGCCUGCUCUUUGGCGCCUUCAUCGCGUCCAAUGCCGGCACCAAUCUGAGUGGGCACUCUCUUCCUCAGCUGUCUGAGGAAUACCGUGCCGAGUCUGCCAACGUCCUCAGAGCUGUCCUUGCCUCCAAUCCAUCCGACCUGGGCCAAGGUUCUUCUGUCACGGCCUCCCAUUCUGUGCCUCAGGCUUCGAUGACUAUGGAUAUGGGCUCGAUGAGUACUGGAUCUUCGCAGCGUUCCCGUCCUUCCACGUUGGAUGAGCUGCACGCCUCACUCGUUCUUCCCACCCCGGAACAAGAGCGUGCACAGAUUUUCUCGCUCAACCCUGACCAGUAUAAUGCCAUGAGCACCUUCCAGGAUGAUGGAACUUCUUACAAACCGCAGCCGUCGAGCUUGCAGACUGCAUUAGCCGCAAUGCAAAACACUGCGGUCCAGCACAGGAUGCAUUCCGGCGAGGAUGUGUAUUCACGCAGCUUAAUGUGGGAGCGAGUCCCUGAAAAGGUUAUUCGGGAUUUCCGUCACAUGGUCCAGGAGUAUGGUGGCUCGCCAGUCAAAAACGAGAUGAUGGCGUUCUAG
Molecule: messenger RNA, 1956 nt
Organism: Penicillium oxalicum
Lineage: Eukaryota; Fungi; Ascomycota; Eurotiomycetes; Eurotiales; Aspergillaceae
Product: putative bZIP transcription factor
Exons: 2
Coding region: 1-1956 (651 amino acids)
Biological process (GO): regulation of DNA-templated transcription
Molecular function (GO): DNA-binding transcription factor activity
Source: RefSeq, a predicted model, not a curated record